Caenorhabditis bovis is the source of this 1662-nucleotide messenger RNA. NCBI's taxonomy places the organism in Eukaryota, Metazoa, Nematoda, Chromadorea, Rhabditida, Rhabditidae. The record is from the annotation of a GenBank genome assembly.
AUGCUCGGAGCCAUCGAAUUAGCAUGUCGUUACAGGUUAUGGAAAGGUGGCGAUGGAGGAAAAGAACACAAGAAAAGUCCCCGAACACAAUUGCAGAAGGUUGCGAAACAGUUAAAUGAGGAAUCUAUAUCGUUGGAAUCUAUUAUGGCAGAAUUCAAACUCUCAAAUACAACAUUAAGAAGAAUGAUGACUCAUAUGUCGGAUAAUAUGGAUCGCGGUUUAGAAAGUGGUCUAGAAAAAUCCACGAUUGCCAUGCUUCCCUCGUUUGUGCCAGAAUUACCCAAUGGAACAGAACGUGGAAAAUUCAUUGCCAUGGAUCUUGGGGGUACGAAUCUGAGAGUAAUGAUUAUGGAAAUUGAGCCGGGUGAGCCGAUGAGAACGAAACAGUUCAAUACAAGAAUGCCGAAUGCUGCGAUGCACGGAACUGGUGAAAAAUUAUUCGACUAUAUUGUAAAAGCACUUUGUGAUUUCCUCAUUGAAAGAGAAUUGGAAAAUGAAAAUCUGCCGGUUGGAUUUACAUUUUCGUAUCCGUGCGAUCAAACUGGUCUCAGAUCCGCCACUCUUUUAAGGUGGACAAAGGGUGUUACUGCCACGGGAUGCGUCGGCGAAGACGUUGUGCAGCUCCUCGAAGAUGCUAUUAAACGUGAUGGAAGAGUUAAAGUUCAAAUCGUUGCUCUUAUCAAUGAUACAGUUGGAACAAUGGUGGCGGCUGCUUAUGAAGCUGGAGGACAUUGUGAUCUUGGUGUCAUCAUUGGAACCGGUACAAAUGCUUCUUAUAUGGAAGACUCGAAGAAUAUUAUUCACGGAUUAGCGAAUGCCACUGAAGAAUACCCCCACAAAAAGAUGAUUAUUGAUACCGAAUGGGGAGGAUUCGGUGAUCGUGGAGAAGCUGAAUACAUUUUCACAAGAUAUGACAAAAUUGUUGAUGCGAAAUCGGACCACCCAGGAGUGAACUCUCUUGACAAACUUAUUGCUGGAAUGUGCAUGGGAGAACUCGUUCGAUUGGUUUUAGAGCGUCUUUGUGAGAGCAAAGUCAUUUUCAACGGCGAGGGAUCGAAGUUAUUGAGAACUCCCAACUCAUUCCCAACCAAAUACAUAUCCGAAAUCUUGCACGAUGAUUGUGGUUCGUACGCUAACACCAGACAGAUUAUGGAUGAAUUGGGAAUUGAGGGUGCCACAUUCAGCGACAUGCUGCUACUCAGAGAAGUAUGUGUUGUGGUCUCGCGACGAAGUGCCAACUUGGCAGCUGCAGCCAUCGCAUGCGUAUUGAACCGCGUUCGCCGUCCGCAGAUGCUCGUCGCUAUCGACGGCUCAACUUACAAAUACCAUCCAUUCUUUAAUCAUUGGGUCACUGAAAAGAUUCGCGAACUUCUUGAUCCUGGUCUUGACUUCAAAAUUGUGCAAACCGGAGACGGAAGUGGUAAAGGAGCCGCGCUCAUCGCUGCCAUUGUUUCUCGUGUCAAACGCGACGAAGAAAAACGGCAAAAGCUGCUCGAAGAGCAACGCCGAAAAGAGGAAGAGGAACAAGAGAGAAGACGAUUGGAGAUUGAGAUGGAGAAACGGGAAGCCGAGGAGCGCGGUCGCAAAAUGUCCGAACUUCUUCGGUAUCAGCUGGAACGUGGUGCUGAAGAAUACAUGAAGUCGAAUGUAAAGGACGACUAA